Molecule: messenger RNA, 879 nt
Organism: Saccostrea cuccullata (small rock oyster)
Lineage: Eukaryota; Metazoa; Mollusca; Bivalvia; Ostreida; Ostreidae
Exons: 3
Coding region: 301-879 (192 amino acids)
Source: RefSeq, a predicted model, not a curated record
AGCGGUCGAUCUAUUAGUGGUUGUGUUAGAAUGUGCACAUGAUGAAUUGAGGCGUUAUUUUUUCAUUGUCUCGAUGAAAUAAAAUCUUUUAUUGAACACAAAUAUAGAAUUCAUAAAUAAAAUUUAACAACUACACACAUAUUCAUCAUGACAAUAAAUUAGAGGUAAACAUUACUGAGUAUUUCUUUUUUACAAAAUAAAAAUUCGAACAAAAUAUAUUGAAAGAUUUGGCGCAAAUUUUAUAAGCCUACGUCAUUUUUAAAAUAUGUAAACGUCAUAAAUGAAAAACGGCUCGGUGCCAUGAAGCACAAGGGAAAAUUUAUUUCUGUGCGAAAGCAAAAUCGCUUGGAAAAUUUAAAACGAAAGGAAAACACUUCCGUAAAUGAUGGAAAGAAGGAGCAAAAAGGCACAGAUGAACAAAAAGACAAAAAUGAUUCCUGGACCGAGGGGAGAAGAAUAGUAGAGCUAAGCGUAUUGGCUCAAGGUUUGAAGGAGUGCGUUUUCUGCAAAGACAACUUAAGAUUAGAUGCUUGUGUUGACGAGACAAAGUAUGGAUUGGCGUCUAUUCUGUACGUAAAAUGUGUAAAAUGCAACAACUUGAAUUCAGUGCCUACCGGUAAGAGACACACAACGAAUGUGGAUGGGAAAGGACCGCCUAGAUGCUUUGACGUUAAUACAAAGCUUGCUGCAGCAAUGCUGCAUGCUGGUAUUGGUGAACAGCAGGUUAACAAUAUCCUCGCAGAGCUUAACCUUCCCUCUAUUCACCACAAAACUCUAAAAGAACGGGAAAGAGAAAUAGGAUGUGUUAUGGAGGAUAUCGCAGAGAAUUCUUGUAAUGCUGCAAUACAGGCUGAAAUCAUUUGUUCUAAUAGACCAUAG